AUGAACCUAAUCCCCACCCCACAAUUAUUAGCGCAAAUUAGCCAUUACUCACAAAACAAAGGGGGCAAAAAUUAUUGUUUAUUUUUGCUAGGAAGUAAGGCGGGAUUGCGAGUUAGUGAAGCAGUAAAUUUUAAUCCACAAUUAGCCAGCGAACACAACUUUUAUCAAGUAAAAAGCAAGGGCAAAGAACGCUUUGCUUAUGUUUCAGAGCAAACUAAAAAAGAAUUAAAAAUUAGUGCUAGUAUUGAAUUAACGUCCCACACUCUACGUCGUUGUUUUGCUACUUACCACGCUAAUAAUGGGGUUCCGAUGACUGUUUUACAGCAAGCCCUCGGGCAUUCUAGCAUUAGAACUACCGCUUUAUAUUGGCAGACUAAAACAACACCGCCUAACUUUCCGGAAAAUGGCACUAUCCCUCGGGAAAUUUCCCCAAGUCCAAAAGCCAUUCAAGCACCAGCCAACAAUUUUAGUCCAAUAAUCAGUAAAAAUCUCGUUCAAAUUCAGCCAGAAAAUAGUAUUCUGAUAGAAAAUCAACUAAAAGCAAGAAAAAUAACCAAGCAAAUACAAUUAUCCGAACAAAGUGAGUUAAUGAGAUUAAGAAAGGAAAAUCAACAAUUGAACUUUGGAAGCCAACAAAAAUCAAUCAUGACUAAUAUUUUUAUCGCUACUUUAUCGAUCUUAAAAUUGCCGUUAAAAUUAUUGACAGGUUGA
Molecule: messenger RNA, 711 nt
Organism: Ambispora gerdemannii
Lineage: Eukaryota; Fungi; Glomeromycota; Glomeromycetes; Archaeosporales; Ambisporaceae
Source: the annotation of a GenBank genome assembly